Bipolaris maydis ATCC 48331 is the source of this 299-nucleotide messenger RNA. NCBI's taxonomy places the organism in Eukaryota, Fungi, Ascomycota, Dothideomycetes, Pleosporales, Pleosporaceae. The record is from RefSeq and is a predicted model, not a curated record.
UCGUGUUACAGAUCUUGGUUGGACAAAGGAAACGUAUAUCAGAGUACUGGUCAUUGUGCUAAAAUCAUCUGUCAUUGUCUUGAGGAUAUAAAGCACAUCUCGAGGGACGAUGAGCUAAUGGUAAACAAGCCUCAUAACCUUUUGUUGCUGCUGAGGAUCCGAUGCUUAGGAAAAGCAACAAGGUCACAAGCUAACAAACGACCGUUUCUUUUUGAAGCAUCAAGACGGCACUGUCGGAGAAUUCUCAAAACACUCGGUGAAAGGUCUUUACCAAGAGAAGGCGAUGCGAUGCUGACGCU